Messenger RNA from Myotis brandtii (Brandt's bat), 3152 nucleotides. RefSeq names its product zinc finger protein 74 (gene ZNF74). The transcript is spliced from 6 exons. Gene Ontology annotation, biological process: regulation of DNA-templated transcription. The record is from RefSeq and is a predicted model, not a curated record. Bases 198 to 2216 code for a protein of 672 amino acids. Lineage: Eukaryota; Metazoa; Chordata; Mammalia; Chiroptera; Vespertilionidae.
CUGCCUGGCCCGCACCUCGGCGGAGCGCAGGGCCAGUGUGUCUGUGCAGCCGGGAGUGCGUGUGCGACCCCGCGGGCUUUCCCUGCAGGGUGCUGUUCCUGAGCCCGAGGAGCAGGACCCGCUCCUCUGGGCCUGGCCGGGGGCCCAGGUGGCUGCAGAGCUGCUCACGCCUCCGGGGGACGCUGCCAAGGGCCGCCAUGGAGACCCCUGCCCCGAAGCCCCCGGAGACAGCUCUGUCCUCUCGGGACCUUGUUCUUCUCAAAGAUAAUCCAGAGGAUAAAUGGGGUCAGGGUCUCCUGGAAGCCAGGUCUGAGGAAUCGGUGACUUUCAGGGAUGUGGCCGUAGACUUCACCCAGGAGGAGUGGGGGCAGCUGGACUCUCCUCAGAGGGCCCUGUACCGGGACGUGAUGCUGGAGAACUACCAGAACCUUCUCGCCCUGGCAGGGCCUCCGGUCUGUAAGCCAGAAGUGAUCUCCCAUCUGGAACGAGGCGAAGAGCCAUGGCAGGUGCCCAGAGAAGUCCCAGGAGGGGCUCGUCCAGAGCGGGAGCCCCGGCCUGAGGUGAAGGAGCAGUGUCAGCAGCAGGGUAGCCACAAGGAAGAGCCAGCACAGGAGUCGGUGGUGGAGGGGCCGCUGAGGUCCUGUCUCCACAGCCUCGGCCCAGGCGAUGGGUGGGCCUGGGAGGGCCCCGCGGCUGCUCUGUCGAGAGGUGAGGCUGUGCUCUGGAGGUGCGGGCCCCCCGGCUGUGGGGAGAGUUCCACAGAGGAGCAGCGGCAGGGACACGGGGCGUCUGCGGGGGCUUUGCCCCUCGGGUGCCCCCUCUCCACCCAGCAGAGCACAGGGACUCUCAUUCCUGCAGAGCGAGGGUCUCCUCACAGACGCACCGAGAAUCGCCAGUCCCGGGAGGCUGUCUCCCAGCACCCGAGGCUGUCACCCGGCACGGGGAGAAACGGCUGCCAGGCCAGUGAACACAGGAAGCCCCCCGCCCACAGGCCUCCGAGCGCGGGGGCCGGGGAGGGUCUCUUCGCGUGUGGCCAGUGCGGGAAGGCCUUCCACCAGAGCUCGUCCCUCAGCCUGCACCAGCGCUGGCACGCCCGGGAGAAGGCCUACAGGUGUAGCGAGUGCGGCAAGGCCUUCACCUGGAGGACCAACCUCCUGGAGCACCAGAGGAUCCACACCGGGGAGAAGCCCUUCCUGUGCGGCGAGUGCGGGAAGGCCUUCAGCUGCCACUCGUCGCUGAACGUGCACCACCGGACGCACACCGGCGAGCGGCCCUACAAGUGCACGGGCUGCGAGAAGGCCUUCAGCUGCAGCUCGCUGCUCAGCAUGCACCGCAGGGUGCACACCGGGGAGAAGCCCUACAAGUGCGGCGAGUGCGGGAAGGCCUUCAACCAGAGGACGCACCUGACCCGGCACCACCGGAUCCACACGGGGGAGAAGCCGUACAAGUGCGGCGAGUGCGGGAAGGCCUUCACGUGCCACUCAUCCCUGACCGUGCACGAGAAAAUCCACAACGGCGACAAGCCCUUCAAAUGCAGCGACUGCGCGAAGGCCUUCAACAACCGCUCGCGCCUCACCCUCCACCAGAGGAUCCACACGGGCGAGAAGCCCUUCAAGUGCGGGGACUGCGGAAAGGGCUUCAUCUGCCACUCCUACCUGGUCGUGCACCAGCGGAUCCACAGCGGGGAGAAGCCCUUCAAGUGCAACGAGUGUGGCAAAGCCUUCAGCUCCCACUCCUACCUCAUCGUGCACCAGCGGGUCCACACGGGCGAGAAGCCGUUCGACUGCAGUCGGUGCUGGAAGGCCUUCAGCUGCCAGUCGUCCCUCAUCGUGCACCAGCGGAUCCACACGGGCGAGAAGCCCUAUAAGUGCGGCCAGUGCGGCCGGGCCUUCAGCCAGAAUCACUGUCUCAUUAAACAUCAGAAAACCCACUCUGGGGAGAAGCCGUUUAAAUGUAACGAAUGUGGCGAAGCGUUCAGCUGGAGCACCCACCUUGCUGAGCACCAGAGGACACACCGCGAAGACAAGCCCUUUGCCAUCCAGCUCAACAAGCAUCUGCUGAGCACGUACUGUGUUCCCAGCGGCCUGCUGGGUGCCGGCGGCGUGGGUGUGAGUGGCUUGGACCCCGUAAACUCACUGGACGUGGCAGAGCUCCUGUGUGUGGUUCAGCCCUCCGCCAGCAGGAACUUGCCCCUGGGCAGCAAACCUGGGAAGUAACAUGGUGUGCUUGUCACCUGGCCGCUUCCCCGGGGAACGGGGAGCACGGGGACUCCUGUAUGUGCCGCAGCAGACCCCUCCCAGGAGCGGCCUCCCUCCCGGAGAAGGGAUGCCCUGUGGGAGUGGGGUCGAUGUCCCGGGGUCCUGCUUCCUCUGAUGGGUUUGGGAGUCACUGACCGGGGAUUAGAUCUUUCCUGCAGAUAAAAGGUCUGUCAAUCAUGUCCUCAGGCUCCUGGCAUGACUUAGAUCAAGAAUUUCAUCUGUGGACUGUUAUAUUCAGAAUAAUAGGAAGAAUUUUUUAAGCCAGAAUUAUGAACAGUAGUGCCUCCAAGCAAACAUUAUUGUAUUGCUGGCGAGGAGGAUACUCUUAGAGGCGGGAGUCUGGGGAAAAGCGGGUUUCCUGGACUCACCUCACAAGUGGCUCCACCGCAGAGUCCUUCGUUAGAGGCCGCACCCACGUCCCCGAAGCACAGUCAGCAUCAGACGUGCCGGACCUGCAGCUGGGCACCGGGUCCACGGUGGCAGGCGGAGCCCAGUGGUCCGGGGAGGAUGGGUGCAGUGUCCUGAUAGAUGUGCCUAGAAGCGCACCUUCCCCCCAGGCUGGGGCUGCCUGCGGGGCCUCCCCUCACACCACGAGGCUCAGCUCAUCAGUGCCACCCCGAGGGAGAAGCCCCUCCCCGGAGACCAUCCCCACGUUCCCUGCAGGGACAGGAGGACGGGGUUCAUCUGGAAUUAACGUUCUUUCUACUCAGUUCUCAGCAAGUACAAGAGGCCUUCUCUGUGACAAUACUUGACAUUUGUAUAGAGCACUCUAGUUUAUGAAAUGCUUUUUCUAACUUAUGGAGGCAAGAUAACCACAUUUCAGAGAAUGUGGAAUAAAUGAGAGAAAACACCCAUAAUUCUUAAUAAAGCUGCAUUUCGCACUUUGAUACAUUA